This is a messenger RNA of Glycine soja, 2522 nucleotides long. RefSeq names its product transcription factor bHLH79-like. Gene Ontology annotation, cellular component: nucleus. The record is from RefSeq and is a predicted model, not a curated record. Gene Ontology annotation, molecular function: protein dimerization activity; DNA-binding transcription factor activity. Gene Ontology annotation, biological process: regulation of DNA-templated transcription. The coding region runs from base 199 to 831 and encodes 210 amino acids. NCBI's taxonomy places the organism in Eukaryota, Viridiplantae, Streptophyta, Magnoliopsida, Fabales, Fabaceae. The transcript has 6 exons.
GUAGCGCGGUAGGCGCAGUACGCCACUGUCCACACCACACCCCCUUUGCUGCUUCCACCACUCCCUAACCUUCGCUCUCACACACUCUCUUUCAUCCAUCGUCAUCUCUGAAUUGGAAACUCAUUAUUAUUAAAUGAAAUUACGAAAACGAAGAAACCAAACAAUAGUAGCUUAGUUAAUUGAAUUGAAUGAAUCUCAAUGGAACCUCUUCUCUUCAACGACUCCACAUUCUCUUCAGCUAACCCUUCUUUGUCUGAGAUUUGGCCCUCUCAUUUCCCCUCCGAUCACACUCCCAGGAAGAGGCGCCUCUCCCCCUCGAGUGAUUCUGCCAGCAAUAAACAUAUCAAGUUAUCAGCACCAGAAUCCCAGGAUCAAAACGGUGCGUUGAAGGUUGGUGAAGUAGACGCGACUUCCGUGGCCGGUAACAAGCUACCUCAACAAACCCCGAAACCUAGUUCUUCGGAGCAGGCACCUAAGCAAGACUAUAUACACGUGCGAGCCAGAAGAGGCCAAGCCACCGAUAACCACAGUCUGGCUGAGAGAGCUAGAAGGGAAAAAAUCAGUGAGAGGAUGAAAAUUCUUCAGGAUUUAGUCCCCGGGUGCAACAAGGUAAUUGGUAAAGCAUUUGUGCUGGAUGAGAUAAUUAAUUAUGUCCAGUCACUGCAACGUCAGGUUGAGUUCCUUUCAAUGAAGCUUGAGGCAGUUAGUUCGAGAUUGAGCAUGAAGCCUACUCUUGAAUGUUUUCCUUCAAAAGAAGGGUGGCAGUUAUUGAGACAUUGCAAACAUUUUUGGGUGUCUAAAAGCCAAAGUAGAAGAAGCUUAAGAAAAUGAGUUGAAUCUUUUUGUGAACCUGUGAACCCAGAAUCCUUUGACCUUGUUUAUUGUCAUCCAGAUUGGUUUCUUGUCAAUGUAAAUUAUCACUAUCGCAAUACAGUGAUCUACAUGACUACAUGUAACAUUGUACAGUGAUGCAUGAAUCCUCAGCUCAAGUGAACCCUGCUGUCAAGUAUAUUUACCUGAUUCUAGGGAAUGUUCUGUAAGCUUUCACAAUCUUGCACUCCAGAUCUGCAUCUUGGUUUACUAAUUGCUAACUUCCUUGGGAUUCAUGUUUAUCUUGGGCUUUUUACUGUCCGUAUUUUUCUUUGGUAUGCUUGCUGCAUAAUUUUGGGCAUCAUUCAUGAGAUUUUCCCUUCUCAUUAUUAGUUUUAAUUUUCUAAAAGAAUUUAGAGAUUCUUGUACCCAGGUUACUUAUCUAUGGUCUUUUGGCAUGUGUUUGAAAGAUUAAGAGAAAAAUAAAAUUAGUUUUUCUAUUGUAUCAACUACAAAAUGAAUUAUGCCAAAAAAAGAGUCAAUCAGUGAUGAUGCCUAAUGAACUUUUCCAAGUCACGGAAAAAUUAACUUUUCUUUGCAAGUAAUGUGAGUCAAUAAUGAAUUUACUACUUUUGGCUUCAAAUAUAUUAUUCUACAAUGUGGGUUUUUUUUACUUACCCUUUUUCCUUUAUACUUGUACUAGCAUAGCUCUAGGUGUAAAUGCAAGUAAUCUAGCAAGUCAACUCCAAACACUAUGUUAACGAACCCUCCUACCAUUUUAAAAGAUUUGCAGUGUAUAUCAAAGAAAUAAUCUCAAUUGGGACAAGUAGAGAGCUAGUUACACACUCUUUGACUCACUCUUGUCGACACAUUCUUUAUGAUUGAGUCAAAUCUAUUAUGUAAUGUAGGAUGAACAAAAUCAGGACUAAGACCUGCAUGGAUUUCAUUGAAUCAUUGUGUGUCAUGUUCUUGGGGCAAUAUGUUCAUCUCAGUAUUGUUACUUAGACCUAGAACAUGUCUUUAACACAUCAUUUUUUUUGGGACUGUUUAUUUUCAUUAUACUGUGAUUUUGAUGAGGGUGAGCCCUGGCACAGCAGUAAAGUUGUGCCUAAGUGACCUGUUGAUCAUGGGUUCGAGUCUGGAAACAACCUCUUUGCAUAUGCAAGGGUAACGCUGUGUAGUGCGUACAAUAUCCCUCUCCCAUACUUUCUCAUGGUGAGGAGCUUCUGGGCAAUGGGGUAUGGCAGAAUACUGUGAUUUUGAUUUGCUGUUUUGUUGGUUCAGGUUUGCACUCAGGCCGGAAUAAUAUUUGGAUCACAACCGGCCAAGGGAUAUGCUCAAGGAUCACAAAUGGGAUGGCUGCAUAUGCAGAUAGCUGGUGGUUUUGAGAAAGCAACAUAAUUCAAGGGAGAUUCAUAGGGAAUGACAGAUCAAUCAGUGUGGUUGGUUUUACAUUGAAAAGGAAAAAAGUCACUUGGGCUGGUUGGUUAGCAUGGUCUGCUCUAUUAACAACCUAGUCAAUUGAUGCAAAAUGUUGUAAGGUCUGUAUGUUCUUUGUCAUAGUAUGAUAUCGAUUGUAAGAAAUGCAUCUAAUUUCCUCGCGCAUCAUCUGACUGGGAAUGUAGUGCUGCACUAUGUUAGCAAUUGAAAUAAUCUUAUUGUGGUUUGGUUUUCGUAUUAAAAACUCUGCUGUGGUAGGAUUCUUCUCUCCA